CCAUAUCGGUUAAAACACAGCGGGACUGUAGCGUACCGCCGCAAUACGUUGACGGAAGCUCCGGUGUGUGCACUUGGCUUGCUGAAUACUCACUGCUGUCUCUCACAGAUGUUAAUACAGACAUCACAAUCCAGUCCUGCUGAGGUCAGGUUGAGCACGCGGGGCUCUCGUGCUUCUCUCCUCUAGAGAUGGAGCGCCACAGCAGGUGUGCACGCGACGAGCUUCUGUUCUGCGCUCAUGAGCCGGAUCUCUGGCUGCAGCAAAGCGAAAGAGCGCCCCAGAUACAGAUAAGUAUCAAUAGAACAGUUUGAUAAUUGUCAGUUGGCGAACCAGCACUGAGGAAAAAAAGUCAUGAUAAUUAUAAUACAACGACAUAAUGUAAACCGGAACCCGUUGCAAGUGGCGACAUGUUGUCUGCAUACAUUCAAAAGUCCAAGCGAAGACAGGCGGAAUCGUCCACGAUUCUAAGGAAGCUGUGGGACAAAGACACUCAAUGAACAGUUACUCAGUACACUAGCCGAGGAUAAACUUUUUUUGCCCAUUUAGCUAUUGACAUGUUUAUUAAUCGGCAGGUCUCAAAUGCAGUCACGAGUAAACACAAUUAUUUUCCCUAACACAUAGGAAAAUAAUGAAAAAUGCUGAUGUUUUUUCUUCUUCAAAAUUUCAAUAAAAAACAGUACAUGUUAUUUUACUGUAAAAUGUAAUUUUAGAUUGUUUACAAUGUUAUUAUAGCUAAUUAAUUGGAAGGUGCGUUGCCAAAAUUCAAUGCUGAACCAUCACAUUUGUUUGGAUUUUAUUUUUUUAAAGUUAGGAGUUCAGGUGAUUUACAUUGCAUUGUAUGUUGUAGUUGCUGUUUACUGCUUUAUUCUGGUGUCAUGUGUGUUGCACUUGUGGUGUUUUUAUGGUUAAACUGGGCUCUGUCUUUGUUAUUAUUGGCCACAAUAGUAGCCAUCAUGUGCCACCUUCCAUUGUGCCACCUGUGCUAUUAUCCAUAUAGGUAACAGUAGCAUAUAACAAAAAGAUAGUCCAGACAGACUGAUAUAUUAAUGACGUAUAACCUAUUUAUGAUCAAAAUUCCAUCCUGUUUGCAUGUAACAUCGCCACUGUAUUUUUUACAGUAAAGCAACACUGUACAAUAGCCUACUCAUUCAAAAGCAGCAUAAGCACCAUCUUUUGAUAAUAAUUUCAACAUUUAAAUUAAAUAAAAAAAAUAGCAAAUGUUUUUGUUUUACAAUGUAUGAAAAUAUGAAUUAUGAAAUAUGCAUCUGUUUUAGUGACUGCGGUCCAGUUAAUGUUUCAGCAGAGAUACCCUGCAUCUACUAGCUAACUGUCGGCGACCGAAGAGUUAAAGGGAGGAGACGAAGCGUGUCACGCCUCAUUGGACAGAUUAUGUGCAGCAAACAAAAAGUGUGUAUGUGGGUGCCACUCAGUCAGUGUAUCGGCCCCAUCUGCACGCCUCUCUGCGCUCGCGAUCAUAAGACGGUCGGCAACACUGUCACUUUCAACAGACGGGGACAUGUACUGACUGCACGGGCUUCAUCGGAGACGCUCAGCACAUACUUGAAGAUAUAUUGACGGCAAUUGUGACAUUUUGUGGAUUAUUUUAUCCUGGUAUCAUGGUGAGUAAAGACAAUUUUGCAAUAAAAACAGCCGGAGGCUAGUAGCCUAAUGCACGGGGCUGUAGCCUAUGCAGCACCCAGCAGCAUCCUCGCAACCGUCUAGAAAGCUCGCAGAUGGUAGACUAGAGAGGGAAACUGGCUACACAUCAUAAAGUCAUAAAGUUGGAAUAACAACAAGACCGCAGAUAAAAAGCGCAAUAAAUUUUAGCCUGAAAUAAGGUCAAUGGGUUCGUCUCCUGUUUUAGAAAUGCGCAUAUAUUCAUGGGUCUAUUAUAGUAUUUAGUUGAAAUGCAUAUUCAUUGGGUCCUUUGUGUGAUUCUAAGGAGUGAGACUGCGACCUACAAAAGGAGAGGAUCGUGAAAAGAAGGGCAAAAUUCACACUAAGGCUUGUUAUGGAUGAAGGGAACUUUAAGCAUUUGUGUCUUGAUAAUACAAUCGAGAGCCUGACGUGUCUUUCAGAAAUAGCCAAACAUCUUCAUCAUAAGUAAAUUGUCAUUUAAACGCUUUGCAGAAAUAUGUGUUUCAUAUUUCCACAAUUUCAUUGUAGUUUUUUUUAAGCACGUCAGUGUCCUAACCAUAGCCUACUUUAUUUGAGCGAUAAAUACGAAGUAGCAUUAGAUAAAAAGAAAAGAAAAUAAAGUCUGCUUUAUAACCGAAACCUAUACGAUUUUGUAAAUGUAAUACGUUUUAAAAAACGCGUCUGAAAAACAGCUUCAAAAUGUAACAAUUCGAGCUGCGUUUUACCUGAUUUGCAACUAACUGCAGUAACAACAUUUCCAUCCACUCUUGUCCUUGUGUAGAAAUAUUUUUUUUAUUGAGGUUUCUUUUUGACCUCUUCAAAAAGCUGAGAAAUCAUGUGAAAUCCCAGCAAUAUGCCACACUGUUAGUAGCCUAUAUGUUAAAACUAUAAUAAAACAAUUCGAAACAGAGAUGAUCGACAACAUGGAAUAGACUGUAUAUAUUAAAUAUUUCCCCGCCGUUUUUAAAUGCUUCUAAAACAAGUUGCACGAGUGAACUGCAAUUCACGCGUAACAAAAUAGCUACGGGACAUUCAGCUCAUUUGUAAAUGUGCAUCAGGGGUUUGGAGAAGAAAAAUAAUUAACUCCGCGUGCUGCCUUAAUUAAAGUCUCAGAAGGAAAGUGGUGGAUUAUGGUAAUAAGGAGACAUACGUUCCUUCUUGUAGAAUGGAGCUAAAGGUUAGCUGACGUGAAAUCGGUGACUUUGACAGCGCUAUUCAAUCCAUUCGAUACGGUCCUCGAUGGUAAAAUAGACCGAGCGCUCUCAUAAGGCCAGAUUUUCAUCCUUGUCAAAGGCAUGUAAAAUAUCUCCAACAAGUGAAAGAAAAAUCUGAAAAUACGCACUGAGAGUUACUAAUGUAAUACUUUCAUAGUCACGCUUUAAAAUCGAAAUAAUGCACUGUAAGAAAUGAUCUUUUUUCGAUUACUUUCUCUGCUUUUUAUAUAAUUAAUACAACUUAAUUUAAUUCUACGUUUACAUUUUUUAUAUAGGCUAGAUUAUAUUUUAAAUGACAUACAAUAUAUAACAGUUUCAAAAAUAACAACACUAUAAAAAUAACAACAAUAUAUAGGCCUAAUUUAUAACUAUCGAAGGAACAUAGCUUUAAAUAAACAAACAAACAAAGCACGAGCCUAAGUAAGACUGCGUGCUUUGAGAUUUUAUUAAACGUUGUUCCGGAGAUUCACUUGGAAUUGCACAUAAGAAUUAGGAAAAAUAUAAAAUAUAUUUACAUACAUUUUAUAAUUGAGAAAUAGUGACUAUGCGCGGUUCUGUUUAUUCACAUGAAUUCACACACUUUUUUGUCUUACAGCAAAUGAUGGAGGAAUCCAGUUCGCAGAGACUGGGCUGGGAUGGCGACGCGAAAGCGAUGCAGCAGUGUUUAACGGAUAUAUUUACCAGCGUGUACACCACCUGUGACAUUCCAGAAAAUGCCAUUUUUGGCCCAUGUGUUCUGAGUCACACUUCACUGUAUGACAGCAUCGCCUUCAUCGCUCUCAAGUCCACAGACAAACGAACGGCGCCUUACAUCUUCAGGGUGGACACCUCCGCUGCCAACAGUUCCUCAGAAGGCCUGAUGUGGCUGAGGCUGGUUCAGUCGGCGAGAGACAGAGACGAGCAGAACCUAGAGGCCUAUGUGAAGAACGGCCAGCUUUUCUACAGGUCACUGAGGAGAAUAGAGAAAGAUGAAGAGAUGCUGGUGUGGUAUGGCAAGGAUCUCAUUGAGCUGCUGCUGCUGAGCUCAAGCAGAAAUCAAGCCAAAAGUAAAGGAACAUCGCCCUUUUUGUGCCCAGACUGUAGCCAGCGUUUCCAGUUCGAAUUUCCCUUUUUGGCUCAUCUAAGAUUCCGCUGCACUAAGAGACUACAAAGCAUGGCCGGCCCAGAGGAGGAGGCCACGGAUGCCAGUAACCAGGCUAGUCUACCUCCUGCCAGGUCCAGUCCCAAACUGGGCCGAUCUGAUGGCUUCUCCAAUCCACAGGAAGGAAAGCCAUCCACAGACUUCCAUAAUCUAGCCAGGGAUUUGGAGAAUAACAGAACCAGUCCGCCGAGCAACAAAGAGGCUGAGAUCCUGAGCGAGAGCUCUGGAAAGCGCAAGUUCUCUGACAUGGAGGACAGCAGGAACAGUGGAUUAUCUCAGCCUCUCAAAUCCAAAGAGGAGUUGGCCAACUCGGCGCAGCAGUACCGCGGAGCGUACGGUCUGGACGAGGGCAGGCGGGCUUUCUCACCCUCUGUUUCAGAGUCGACAGAAACCAAGAGGAGCGCCUUCACCGAGGUCAAGAAGUCACCUCAGAGCUUGAAGCACAGCGGUAAAAACUCCAGCUCCAAUUCGGAGAACAAGGAGGCUGGCCGGUCCAGCAGCAACCCGGCUGAAAAGCACCUUAACAUCAGACAGGUUAGGUUCUCAGCGAGACUCAGCCCCCGCAGUCCCGAAUGGAGACCUCUUCAAUUGGCAGCGCUUUCACUUCGGUGCCCCAGCAGGGUGGUGGGGGCUCGGAGAGAAAGAGUGCCUUUAGCCAGCCGUCUCGCACCUUCUCGCAGCUAUCACCUCUUGUCAUGGCACCCAAGCUUCUGCCGGCAGUUGACUGCCAUCCUGCGGUGGGCAACACCGUCUCUUCCAAUAGACUCUACCAGGCGGACCACCUCGCAGCGAAGCUCCAAGGCUCAGAACUAGGCAGUAACUGCCCUGUGCCGGGUGGCAUUGCGAAACAGAACCCUUUCCUAUACGCCACAGCCUUCUGGCCCAAGACCUCAGGCCCCAUCCAGCUGCAAAUGCCCACUGCUCUCACGCUCCUGCCCCCUUCGUUUACUUCCCUUUGUCUG
This is a messenger RNA of Carassius auratus (goldfish), 4955 nucleotides long. Its product is annotated as PR domain zinc finger protein 8-like. Gene Ontology annotation, biological process: regulation of DNA-templated transcription; oligodendrocyte development. The transcript has 3 exons. The record is from RefSeq and is a predicted model, not a curated record. Bases 3397 to 4806 code for a protein of 469 amino acids. Gene Ontology annotation, molecular function: protein binding. Gene Ontology annotation, cellular component: nucleus. NCBI's taxonomy places the organism in Eukaryota, Metazoa, Chordata, Actinopteri, Cypriniformes, Cyprinidae.